AUGGUUCAACUGAUUUUGCGAGAAAACCCAUCAAUCCUCGGCAUUAGGGCGUCAUUUGACGAAGAGGAAACUACUAGCAAAGCUGAGCCAAUACUGUGUUACGCAGUUGAGGGCGGGCUGGAAAUGGUUAGACAUUUCCUUGAAGCUGGAGUGGAUGUCAAUGAGUUCGUAGACAACGUAGGUGGCCGCACCGCUUUACAACGGGCUUCAGAGAUUGGGAAACUGGAUAUUGUUGAGCUAUUACUCAAAGAAGGUGCCGACAUCAACGCUGCACCAGCCGGAUUUGGGGGAGUAACAGCACUCCAAGCUGCAGCAAUCGAGUCAAAUUUGAAUGUUGCGCGCCGACUUCUAGAAGAGGGAGCUGAUGUAAAUGUUCAAGGUACGAUGUUCGGAUUGACAGUUUUGGAGGAAGCUGCAAGACAGGGAAGGAUCGAUAUGGUUCAGCUGCUUCUGGACAAUGGAGCUGACAUCACAAGUGGUGAUUUUGGGGACGUUCAGUAUGAGAAUGCUGUCAAUAUUGCAAGAGAGGAGGGUCACAUUCCUGUUGUAUGGAUGUUGGAAAAGCAUCGGAAGAGCUUGGGAUGA
Aplosporella prunicola CBS 121167 is the source of this 585-nucleotide messenger RNA. RefSeq lists its product as uncharacterized. Gene Ontology annotation, cellular component: cytoplasm; nucleus. The transcript has a single exon. The coding region runs from base 1 to 585 and encodes 194 amino acids. NCBI's taxonomy places the organism in Eukaryota, Fungi, Ascomycota, Dothideomycetes, Botryosphaeriales, Aplosporellaceae. Gene Ontology annotation, molecular function: protein binding. The record is from RefSeq and is a predicted model, not a curated record.